AUGAAGGAGAAUUUAAAAAAAUCUGAAAUACAGGAAAAUAAGAGAGAUGAGUGGAUGUUAUUACCAAAGGACACCAAAAACGAUGAUGAUUUUAGUUUUUUAAUAGGAAAUUCUAAAAAGAAUAUUAAAUUGACCCAAAAACCUGUAAAAAAUAUAGAAUCUAAAUGGGAAUUUAAUGAACCGGAACAACAAAAUAUAUCACAGGAGAUUCCUAAAGAAUGUAGAAUAGCUUUAAAACCUUCUUAUACUAUUGGUGAUGCAGGAUCUUCAUGGAGAAUGAUGAAACUUCAAAAAAUAUAUGAAAUUGCUUCAGAAACUGGUAAAAGUGUAGAUACGGUUGCACUUGAAAGAUACGGGAGUCUUGAAGCUUUUGAUGAAGCACGUGAAGAAAGAGAAGAAUUAGAUCGUCGAAAAAAAUAUGGACCAUCUAAAGAAAAGGUCACAGGAUCACUUUAUAAACAGCGUCAAGAUUUAAAUGCAUCAAAUUAUAAACAAGAUUCUAAAUCUAGUUUGUCUUUAUCCAAUUCUACUAUUGUUACACAUUCUACUCUUAAUAAAUUACAAGCAGAGAUUAUAAAAAUGCAAAUGCGUGGUGAUAGCAAUUCUUCUGAGCUUCAAAAACAAUAUGAGAUUGCAGUUUCUAUAUUUGAAACACAAAAUGCGGGAAAAGAUACUAUUUCAACUAAUAUGAAUAUUAUGAAUAAAAAAUCAUCAAUAGUUGAUCCAAAUAAUAUGACAAUAGAAGAUAUGGUAAAAGAAGAAAAAAUGACGAGAAAUCAAAACUAUAAACGGCAGUAUAGGCAAAUGGCAGAACAGAUUAUUCGAGAUCCUGAUUUUAAAGAUGAUUUAGAUUAUUAUGAUGAAAAUGCUGAAAAACUUUCAAAACGAAUUCAGAGGAGAGAAAUUGAUUUUAGAAAUAUGUCUAUUUCAGAUUUUCAAAGAACGCAAAAAAUUCUUGAUACAUGCCCUUUAUGUCAUCAAGAUUCUUCUCCACCUAUAGCACCUAUAAUAUCUAUAGGAACUCGUGUUUAUCUAUCUCUUCCUUCUCCUCCAGAACUUGCAAAAUAUCAUGCAUUAAUUGUUCCUCUGCAUCAUAGAAUUAAUACACUUGAAUGUGAUGAUGACGAAUGGGAUGAAAUUAGAAAUUUUAUGAAAUGUUUGAUUAGAAUGGCAGAUGAACGAGAUCAAGAUGUGAUUUUUUAUGAAAAUGCUUCUGCGCCUCAUCGGCGUAUGCAUACUGCUAUUGAAGCAGUUCCAGUUCCACGAGAUGUUUCUGCUCAAGCUCCUGCAUUCUUUAGAGAAGCCAUUCUUUCUUCAGAUGAAGAAUGGAGUCAACAUCAAAAAAUUAUUGAUACUUUAGCUAGAGCCAAAAAGGGACUUGGAAAAAUGGCCUUUAGACGUAGUAUGACUAAAGAAGCUCCUUACUUUCAUGUUUGGUUUGAAUUGGAUGGAGGUAUAGGACAUAUUGUCGAAGAUUUAAGCAAAUGGGGUAAAGGUGAUCAAUUUUCACGACAAGUAUUUGCAACGAUGCUUGAUCUGGAUCCAACUAUAUGGAGAAAACGUGGACGAUGGACAGGUGAACAAGGUCCAAGGGAAAAGGCAUUUAUUCAUGCCUGGGAAAAAUAUGAUUGGACUCAAUCAAUUUAUAAUGAAAAUUCUUAA
This is a messenger RNA of Pneumocystis murina B123, 1662 nucleotides long. RefSeq lists its product as hypothetical. Lineage: Eukaryota; Fungi; Ascomycota; Pneumocystomycetes; Pneumocystales; Pneumocystaceae. Gene Ontology annotation, cellular component: post-mRNA release spliceosomal complex. Gene Ontology annotation, biological process: mRNA splicing, via spliceosome. The transcript is spliced from 6 exons. The record is from RefSeq and is a predicted model, not a curated record. The coding region runs from base 1 to 1662 and encodes 553 amino acids.